UUUUUUUUUUAUAUAAUAUCAUGAAAUCACUCAAGGAACAACAUUCUUUUCAAGUACCUUUACUUUCUAGACCUAUCAACUCGAAUACAACUUCCUUCAUUUUACCUAGUUCAACUCAACAAGGGUCAUUCAAAAGACACCGUACUGAAAGAGCCUGUGAUACUUGUAGACGUAGAAAAGUAAGAUGCGACAUACCAGAGGCUGGACUUGCUUGUAAACAAUGUCUUCGUAAUAAUGGUGUUUGUAUCUUUACCUCAACUCCAAGAAAACGUGGUCCUCGAAAUGUGGCCAUACUAGAAGAGCGAUUACAAAGAAUGGAACGUCUGAUCAUUAGUUAUCAACAACAACAAGUGCAACAACAGGAACAAAAUAGUAAGCAACAUGACAAGCAAAAGAAUACGACUUCAAAAACAAGCAUGGAUUUGAUGCGACAAUAUUUAAUUCACGUGGGGCGUCUCCAACCAGAAGAACCGAUCAAUGGGAUUAAUGAUUGGAUUUAUAGGGUAGCUGGAAUUGAUAAACAAACUAGUGAUGAACUGAUGAAAGUAUACUUUGCAUAUGUUUUUCCGGUCUUCCCAGUGAUCAAUAAGGCAAGAUUUUUACAAGAAUAUAGGCAUCAAGUAUCUCUUUUCCCUAGUCCUCCUUUAUUGUGUGCCAUGUAUGGUGCUGCUGUACGAUAUAUUGAGAGUUGUAAAGCCUUUCGAGCCGACGAUCUUCCUUUACCACUUAUUGAUGCCGCAAAUCAAAGGUCUUCCGAAUCCUGGGCUCAACUUCAUAUGAAAUAUGUCAAGGCCAGUCGUGGUGCCAGUCUUUCUGUUGUCCAAUCUCUUAUUAUUUGUAUGCAACAUCGCUCAAGUACCAAUCAUCAAUGGUCCAAAGUCUGGUUACUGAAUUCUAUGGCAAUAAGGAUGGCUCAAGAUAUUGGUUUGCAUCGAAAUACUCAAGAUUGGGCUUUAUCUGAUGGUGAUAGGGAAACAAGACGACGAACUUGGAGUUUAUUAUAUAUAUUGGAUAGAUGGUUUUCUGCUGGUGCUGGAAGACCUCUUACUGUAUUUGAUGAAGACUGUGAUCAAACUUAUUCAGAAACAUUUGAUUUUGCUGAAUUUUUGGAUGAUCCUCAUUACUUUACAAACAAUACUAGUUCAUUACUACAAGAACCAAGAUUCCCCUCAUGUAUUCCGUGGCGAAACUCUUUUGAAAUGAUAAAAUGUCCCAAACUUCCGAUUUUUGAAUCAUUGAUACAAGUGGCAAAACUCUCCAAGAUAGUGGGUAAUAUUAUACAAGGUCUAUAUACACCAAUGGGCAGGAAAAAAUGUUUGGAAACUGGUAGUAACGAAAUCGUAACUGUAUUGGAACACUCUUUAACUGAAUGGCGUGCUAAUCUACCGUCAUUUUUACAAGUGGUUGGUAUUCCCAUGGUCCAAUCUCAUCCUUCUUACAAUGAUGAUUCUAUGAUGGUAUUAUCUGGUUUUCUUGGAAUGUCCUAUUAUACAGCAUUGAUUUUACUUCACCGGGUCUUUAUUUUAUCCAAAAAUCCAACCGCAUCAUCCCAACUAUCUCUUCAAAUUUGUACCAAUGCUGCUAUUCGAUGUGUGGAUCUUGCACGAAAAAUUCAAACACGCGAUUUUAUCUUGGUAUCAUGGGGUUUUACCAUUUAUCCUCUUUUUAUCGCAUCCUUGAUUCAUGUUUACAAUGCUAGUAGUGGUGACAGUAUGGUCGCUGACGUUGCCAAAGCAAAUCUUUUACGUGUCUUAGCAAUUCUACAACUUUAUGGAAAACUCUCACCAUUAGCGGAAAGUCUAUAUGCAACUCUUUCUUGUGUGGCUCAGCAUCAUUGUCAUUUAUCUUCCCAAUCAACAACGGUUUCUUAUUUACAUCAAUAUCACAACAAUACUAAUGGGACAACAACUUUUCUCAAUAAUAAUGACGAUAAUGGAGACAAUAGCAAUGUCUUUUCGACCACAUCAUCAGAAUCAUCACCAACAAUAUCAAGAACCCAUUAUUCUCAGAGUAUGAUCGAGUGGUUGGAAAACGUAUGUGCCCCUAUACCUGAUACGAAUUACGAAUCUACUGACGCUUUUGGAUUCCAAUCAUUUGUUCAUUUUGGUGUACCAAAGUGCCCUUAUCAUUCUUCAACUCUCGAUCAACAACCAACAAUAUCAGUAUUAUCUUCAUGUAAAGGAAAUAAUAGAAAGUAUGAUGAUAACGAAAUGAUUGACUCGAAAACGACUCCACCUUAUGCUGAUUUCUUGCUAUAUGGUGACAACUUGAGUGACAACACUUCUUCGACAACAACAGCAACAUCACCAUUAUCAUCGUCAAAUGAAUAUUAUCCUGGGGAUGUUUUUUGGCAAAUACCUAGUGGAGUAGAAUUAAGUGAAUGGCCAUCAUUUCCUGUUCAAGUUGAAACUGUAUAGUUAGUCUUCUAUUUCCCCCCUCCUUUUUCUCUCUCUUUUUUUUUUUUU
Halteromyces radiatus is the source of this 2465-nucleotide messenger RNA. Its product is annotated as fungal-specific transcription factor domain-containing protein. The record is from RefSeq and is a predicted model, not a curated record. The transcript is spliced from 9 exons. Gene Ontology annotation, molecular function: DNA binding; DNA-binding transcription factor activity, RNA polymerase II-specific; zinc ion binding. The coding region runs from base 21 to 2417 and encodes 798 amino acids. NCBI's taxonomy places the organism in Eukaryota, Fungi, Mucoromycota, Mucoromycetes, Mucorales, Cunninghamellaceae. Gene Ontology annotation, biological process: DNA-templated transcription; regulation of DNA-templated transcription.